UCAGACGUGCUGGAGCGUGUAAACGGUAAAAACGCGCGUGACUCCAAAAAUCGUAAAAAUUUCAUUAGGAAUGAUUCACGGUGAAAUGUCGUUAUUAAUUGAAGUUGGGGUGGAAGAGUUGGACACGCGUGAUCUUAUCCAGCAAACAAGUUUUUAAAGCACGCAAAGAUGUUGAAGUACGGUUUUAAAAUUAAGUAAUUUUUAAAUAUGUCCGAAAAAGUCUACUAUAAAGCGACUAUCGUGUACAAUAAUGUUACUUCGUCGACAACGCGCGUCGACCACAAAGAAUAUGACAAUAAGGAUGAGUUUAAUAAUUGGUGGGGCCUUUUGGCGUUGGUCCUUGUCAUUGGUACGGCAGCCGGUAACAUACUCGUGUGUCUCGCAAUAACAUGGGAGAAGCGGCUGCAAAAUGUUACAAACUACUUUUUAAUGUCAUUGGCCAUUACAGAUCUUAUGGUUGCCAUUUUAGUAAUGCCGUUAGGCAUUUUAACAUUAGUACGCGGGCAUUUUCCGCUUCCUUCAAUCUACUGCCUGGCGUGGAUUUGCCUCGACGUCCUUUUCUGUACGGCGUCUAUAAUGCAUCUGUGCACGAUAAGUGUUGACAGAUAUCUUUCUCUCAGUUACCCGAUGAAGUUUGGACGUAACAAAACGAAAAAAAGAGUAACGCUCAAAAUUAUCAUCGUCUGGCUACUCUCGAUAGCAAUGAGUCUACCGUUGAGCCUUAUGUACUCCAAAGAUCAAGAUUCCGUUUUAGUGGACGGAACAUGUAAAAUACCGGAUCCGCUGUACAAAUUUAUAGGAUCCAUCGUAUGUUUUUACGUUCCUCUUCUGGUGAUGCUCGCGACAUACGCGCUCACCGUUCGGCUAUUGGCACAACAAAGACAGAACGUUGGAACAACGGGAUGGUCGAGUGGAUGGUUAGGAGGACCGCCAGCUUUGGAUCGCAAAUGCACAUGGCGACGACUACUAAAUCCGACAAAAGCUCGUCCGAUGACCCCUCAGCACGGUCACUCGGCCACAUCAACGGACACGGAAUUAACAACGAUCGACACGCACGAGUUGUGGAUCCAAGAAACUGAACCUACACCUUGUGCCAUGUCGGCUUUGGGACAAUUCGGCGCGGAAAUGCUCAAAUUAUCGAGAGGUCUCGAAGCAGCCACAUCAUCCGAUGUGAAUACACUUUCAAUCCAUCAACAGGGUGCAUCUAAAACUAGUUCCGAAAAUCGUAGUAUGGACAGUCUAUCGGGGUCACAUUCGUCUCUCAGUCACGACCAAUCGUCACCAUGGACGAUAAAAAGAAGACGAGCUUCGACGUUUCACGAAGGAGAUACGAGGGACGAAUCUCCGUACCCACGAUGGCGAAGACGAGGGUCAAGUUUUCACGAAUCAAGAACGCGAGAUGUCGAGGUCAUCAGUAUGUCGGAAACGUCCGAAAGUGUGUCGUACCCCUUACCGCCGCCAUGCACGUGUCCGUACUUCGGAGAUAAAUCUCCGGUACCGAAAACGACCGAAGUGAAAAUAGUAUCAUCCGAUCAACUCGACGUUGAAGAACACAAAUCCUCAUUACCCUAUUUAAAUAAGAAGCAAUCGACGAUGAAAAACACCCCCAGUACAGUUUUGGUGACGUGGGAGGCGGGAAAGCGAUCGUCACGACGAGGCUCCAGUUUCGGAAAUACGCGUAGCUCAGUAACUUCAAGUCCCCGCACGCCUUUGCUACGACGAUCCGCCACGACGCGAUACCCCUCAAGCAGGAGUCCUGGGCUGCAAGACCGCAAAAAGAAUCCAUCGUCGCCUUGCUUACAACGAUACACCUACAGCAACGGAGGCAGUAUACGAAGCACCCCCAUUCGAACUCAUCAUAGUCGAAACUCGAGCGUGAUUUCGCGAAAUUCCUCUCGGCACGGACGGAUUAUACGUCUCGAACAGAAAGCGACCAAAGUGCUUGGUGUGGUUUUUUUUACGUUCGUCAUACUAUGGUCGCCAUUUUUUGUUUUAAACUUACUACCGAUAAUAUGCGAAGAGUGCGAAAGUCGCAUCGACGACUCCGUCUUUCAAUUUGUGACCUGGCUCGGAUACGCAAGUUCAAUGGUCAAUCCGAUCUUCUACACAAUCUUCAACAAAGUGUUCAGACAAGCUUUCAAAAAAGUGUUAACAUGUCGGUAUCGAAAUCGAACUUGGAGGCCAAACAGGUGACAAGUCAAGACGAACGUAAAUAUGUGUUGCUUAUAAUAAGACCCUAAUCAGUAUUUUUAUACAACUUUAAAUCACCCUUCUUCCAAAUUCAAAUUUUUGUUGUAUAUUGUCAAAAAAGGCACUGAUCAAUAAUGUGAUAACGUAGAGCUUAGUUAAAACAAGGUUCUCAGAACCACAAUGGGGAAAAACAUGCUUCAAUAUUACUAAAACCUAGUUAAAAUACAUGUUUAUAUGUUGUAUCAAUUACAAAUGUUAACCAUAUAAGUAUGUAGAAAGUAAUGAGAAAAGAGUGGAAAAACAAAAUACAUAUCGAAAUAAUCUCGAGUUAAUUUAAUCUUUUACAUCUCGGCAAAUCCUUACAUAUUGGAGUUCUAUUUCAAUAUUUGCUGAUCGAAAAGGCGGAAAAUGAAAACUAUUGUAUUCAGACUUCAAUUUAUCUAGACUUUUCGAAUAUUUUAAAUUAAUAUUUUCUCGGGUGGGAUAGCGAAUUUUUUGUUAUACACAU
Messenger RNA from Photinus pyralis (common eastern firefly), 2698 nucleotides. RefSeq names its product 5-hydroxytryptamine receptor 2C (gene 5-HT2B). The transcript has 5 exons. Gene Ontology annotation, molecular function: G protein-coupled serotonin receptor activity; neurotransmitter receptor activity. NCBI's taxonomy places the organism in Eukaryota, Metazoa, Arthropoda, Insecta, Coleoptera, Lampyridae. Gene Ontology annotation, cellular component: dendrite; membrane. Gene Ontology annotation, biological process: G protein-coupled receptor signaling pathway, coupled to cyclic nucleotide second messenger; chemical synaptic transmission. The coding region runs from base 208 to 2193 and encodes 661 amino acids. The record is from RefSeq and is a predicted model, not a curated record.